AUGUCUGGAUCUUGUUCUUCCGCCGAAUGUUGUAGGUAUAGGUUGAAGUCCUCGUUUUAUCCGAAAGGCAUGAGCACGUUGGCCAAGCCGAAGCCAUCACCCUCGUCAUCUCCUUGGCUUAUGCUGCAGCCUGCCUUUGACGUCGACGUUAGCGGUAGCGCAAGCAGGAGCUUCAAGUUCUACAGCCUCGCCGACAACAAAAUCGUAACCCUAAGUACCGGAAAGAGCAGCAAAGAAAGAGAAUUAAGGAACCCUCUCCUGUGCUUUAGGGGAUCUUCACAUGGCUGGCUAGCUUUGUACGACGAAAGUAGCCUGGACGUGUUUCUGUAUAACCCAAUAACCGGUGGUCAUAUAAGCCUCCCUCCCUUUGGCCACUUUCCUGAUUACCCUCCCAACUCGAAUGGACUAUACAAGAAGGUCAUCCUCUCGUGCUCCCCAGACGAUGAUGGACCAAAUUGUCGGGCUAUCAUGAUAUACAACAACGUAGCUGCGCUGGCUUUCUGCUGCCCUGGGUUGAGCAAGGAAUGGACCCGCAUCGGAGAUCACAACUGGUUUGAUCAAGAUUCGGGCCAGGAUUUUUUUGGGGGCUACGAAGAUUGUGUCUACUCCACAAGACAUGAAGCAUUGUUUUGCCUCACAAGACUGGGCGUGUUGGAGUCUUGGGAUAUUCGGGACCCUCAGUCACCGAGGGCUGUGAAGAUAGCCGAGGAUAGUCGGAAGGUUGGACGGCUCGGCUACCCGAGGACAGGUACGAAGAAGUUGACGUUGACGAGUACGCAGGCGGAGAAUCUGGUAGUGGCCGGGGAGGAUCUCCUCGUAGUGACUCAGUACGUGGUUGAUGCAUUUGACUUUGAUGGUUUGUAUGUUGAUGGUAAUACGCCGUAUGACUUCACCUACAAACGCGGCUUUCCGGGUGUGACUGUUGAUUUUGAUGUUCAUAAAUAUGACCCUGAGGAUGGGGAACUUAAGUAUGUGGAAGGGUCUUUUGGUGGUUGGGCCCUUUUUGUCGGCCUCCACAGCCAUGCAGUUGCGUUGCCCACGGCUGACUUCCCCGAGCUCAAACCCAAUUCCAUUUACUUCACGGAUGCAAAUUUAGAUGCCUCGAUUGAGGAGUAUAAUGAUUGCCUAACUGGUGGCCAUGACAUUGGCAUUUUCAAUUAUGAGAACAAGACUGUGUCGCCAUGCUAUUUUCCAUGUGAUGCUCAGAACCUCAGGAAGACUUACCCAGGGCCUAUGUGGUUCUUCCCAAGUCGUGAAUGA
Messenger RNA from Striga asiatica, 1260 nucleotides. The record is from the annotation of a GenBank genome assembly. NCBI's taxonomy places the organism in Eukaryota, Viridiplantae, Streptophyta, Magnoliopsida, Lamiales, Orobanchaceae.